This is a messenger RNA of Vitrella brassicaformis, 649 nucleotides long. Lineage: Eukaryota; Vitrellaceae. The record is from the annotation of a GenBank genome assembly.
UGAUGACUCUUAUGCAGCAAUGCAUGAAUCCACUGCAUUAUUCUCCCACGUGCAGCUCAGUUCAACCGUUUUCGCGUCUACAGGUCCAUGUGUGUGACGGCACCAAUCAUGACCGACCCCAAGACUAUCACCCCAUAGCCGCAACACAGGCGUCCAGCAGGGAUGAUCACCUUGAAGUCACACCCACGCAAGAUGCAAUUCAUCUCACAUCACCGACACAAAACACAUCCAGAAGUCAUCCCAAAACAAGACACUGAAAAACCCCGCUGUGCUGUACCUACAACCAGGACGGCCCGCCUCAUCUUUCCCCUCCCCUCCCCGGUCAGCUGCACUCACUGCACAUCCAGCUUCAUCCAUUCCUCCUGACUUUGAGCUUCUCGAUGGUCUUCAUGUGAUAUCGAUGCUCGUGUUCCUCCCGCCACCAUGGGUGUCGGGGGUACUGCUUGCCGAGUAGCCAGGGGGCCAGGUGCUUGGGGAUGCCUCUGCUGCGGGGCGGCGGGACGGACAGCGCCUGCUUGUGCCGCGGGUUGGCGUUGCAGUCCACGCCCAUGAUGGGCACGUGCCACUUGCGCACAACAUACCGGCACGACGGGCAGAGGAGCGUCAGAACGCCUCGGUGCCACAUCAGCAACACGCCAGACAGCUGCAU